Aureococcus anophagefferens is the source of this 408-nucleotide messenger RNA. RefSeq lists its product as hypothetical. Bases 1 to 408 code for a protein of 135 amino acids. The transcript has a single exon. NCBI's taxonomy places the organism in Eukaryota, Pelagophyceae, Pelagomonadales, Pelagomonadaceae. Gene Ontology annotation, cellular component: nucleosome. The record is from RefSeq and is a predicted model, not a curated record. Gene Ontology annotation, molecular function: DNA binding; protein heterodimerization activity; structural constituent of chromatin.
AUGUCUGGCAAAGGAAAGGGUGGCCGCGGCAAGGGCAAGGCCUCUGGCAAGUCCACGUCCAAGGCGGCCAAGGCCGGCCUCCAGUUCCCGGUCGCGCGCCUCAACCGCUUCCUGAAGAAGGGCAAGUACGCGUCGCGCGUCGGCGUCGGCGCCGGCGUCUACAUGGGCGCGGUCCUCGAGUACCUCUGCGCGGAGAUCCUCGAGCUCGCGGGCAACGCCGCCCGCGACAACAAGAAGGCGCGCAUCGUGCCCCGCCACCUCCAGCUCGCCGUCCGCAACGACGAGGAGCUCAACAAGCUCCUCGGCUCGGUCACGAUCGCGUCCGGCGGCGUGCUCCCGAACAUCCACGCCGUGCUCCUCCCGAAGAAGGGCAAGGCCAAGACCUCGGGCUCGUCCCAGGAGUUCUAA